UUUUAUCAUUGCUAUCUCUGCAUCUUCCAUCGCGCCUUUUAGCUGAUUCUUUGAUGAAUAUUCUCCAAGCGGUGGCUUCCAAGUAUCACAGUGGUGGACAGUUGCCUGCUGUUUCAGCUACCCCGCAGCAGCAAGGCUGAAAUCUCGGAACUCCGAAAUUCGCCUUGAACGAGCAUUCUCCGCCCAAGACACAGCAAAUUUAUCGUUUGUAAAGAUGGUUGGGGUUCCUGGAAGAUCGAAAGCGUGCAAGACAUGCAAGAAGCGAAAAAUCGCAUGUACCCUCGAACGGCCCAACUGCAAGAUCUGCAUUAAAAGUAAUCGAGACUGUCUCGGCUACGAGCAAGACCGAACCUUCAUCCUGGACUCGAGGACCAAGAAGCAGCUCGAGACGAAAGAAGUGACCCUAGUCACUCCCCCCAAUGAACCAGACCUUCCAGUGGGUUCUACACAAGCUCUGACCCAAUUUCAAGGCUCAAUAUCUACCAAAAACGCCUAUUCAUCACUAUGGACCAUUAAUUGCCCUUCCACCCGCUCAGUCUACCGUGAACAAAUCAUCAGCGAGUUCCUAUAUAGCUUCAAACACAGCACGCAACUACCACUCACGCCUCCCACCAACACCACAAGCGACGGUUGGAAAAGCUGGUUUACAAUGCUCCCUUCACACCCCGAAUUUACCACUGCGCUCGAAGCGACCGUCCUCGCUAUUUGCACUGCCAGACUCGGUCGCUUGAACAACGACCACGCACUCGUCAACGAAAGCCUGAAGUUCUAUAUCCAAGGGCUCUGGGAGCUGCAGAAAGCGUUGUAUAGUCCGGAUUUAAUGUACAAAGAUGAGACGGCUGCGAGUUGUAUGGCGCUUGUGGCGUACGAGGUGAUUGAGUGUCCAGAUCGGACGAUCACGGCGUGGGUGAAGCACGUGCAUGGCUGUGUGAAGUUAUUCGAACUCAGAGGCCCGAAAGCUUACAGUUCUGAAUUCGGGCACGAACUCUUCCUCGCAUUCCGGCAGAUGGAGAUCCAACAAGCGAUCUCGGAGAAGAGGAAAACUUUUCUAUCAGACCCAGAAUGGAAUACGCACCCCUGGAAAGGCUACACCAAACCCCUGCCUCACCAACUCCUCGACCUGCAAGCCGAAUUAACGUCCACCAUCGCAAAAGGCCACGGUCUCCUCUCGUCCCCAGGCGCCACGGAAAAUCCCCUUGCUCUCCUCCCUCAAAUCUUAUCUCUGGUCAACGACUGUUGGAAACUCAAUAUCCGGCUCAACGCCUUCUACAAGCGGCUAGAGAGGUCAAUUUCCGGACCUGUAUACUGGGCUCGACUUUCUAAUGGAUUCAACAUUACCUCUACUCCAGUUCAAAAUGCGGAGGCUAGUGGGGGAAGCGUGUUUCCAGUUGCAUUCCAGUUUGACAAUAUUGAGAUAGCGAGGACAUGUACGACGUACUGGGCAACCCUCACGAUUCUCUACUCGGGUUUGAAAUACGUCUACUCCUUGCUCUCUCCAGUCGUGUCUUUCCUUCCACUCAUUGCGCCGGGAAGUUCACUUCCGCCGCUAGAGCAUCGGUCUGAUACGACUUCUUUAGCAAAAAACAUAUGUCAGAGUAUUGAGUAUAUUUCUGGAGGUAGUCCCGAGGGAGCAGCUAUGUAUGUGGUUUUUCCGUUAAAGGUGGCGAUUGAGACGUUGGCGGAUACUACUGCUUCGGGAGAGGGAUGUGAGAGGGAGUUGGAGUGGGCGAAGAGUGUUAUGGGACGCAUUGGCACGGGAGUGAGGAUUGUGAAUAAUCUCGAUGUGCCGGUGGAGAGGCAUGCUUUUGUUCCGACUCCCGACAAGGAACUGGAUAUGAGCGAAGGAACUGCAGGAUGACCUUGAGAGGGCGUUUUCAAAUUCGAGUGGAGUUCGCUGGUUUGUUUGAUUUUGUAGCGUAUCGUGAAUCAAUGACACGAUUAUAGUCUGUACGGAGUUGGUUCCCUUUCUUGGUAAACCAUAGCAGCUUUCUGAGAUCUUGCGCAUUUAAAAUAAUCUCAUAUUUUAAUGUAUACUGCCUUUUUUCCAUCUCCUUGAACUCAAGGGAUACCACG
This is a messenger RNA of Hyaloscypha bicolor E, 2073 nucleotides long. RefSeq lists its product as uncharacterized. Bases 215 to 1858 code for a protein of 547 amino acids. Lineage: Eukaryota; Fungi; Ascomycota; Leotiomycetes; Helotiales; Hyaloscyphaceae. Gene Ontology annotation, molecular function: zinc ion binding; DNA-binding transcription factor activity, RNA polymerase II-specific. The transcript is spliced from 3 exons. Gene Ontology annotation, biological process: regulation of DNA-templated transcription. The record is from RefSeq and is a predicted model, not a curated record.